AUGAGUUCCAAAAGCGGCUCAUACCCGCCCCUCGAUCUGAGGGUUCUCAAGUCCCAAAACACCAAGAGGAUUUCAUACUACUAUGAUGAGGACGUAGCCAACCACUACUAUCGCGAAGAUCAUCCUAUGGAGCCACAACGAAUCAAGAUGACACACAGUCUUAUCAUGCACACCGGGAUAUACAAGAAACUAUCUAUUCUUCGUGCAAAGCCUGCGACUGCAGAUGAGAUGAAGAACUUCCAUGCCGACGAAUACGUCGACUUCUUGGAGAGAGUAACGCCAGAAACCGUGCUCCCACCCCCCGAAGAGUGUUUUGGCCUUGGUGAGAACGACUGUCCAGCUUUUGAAGAAGUCUUUAGAUUCAGCGCCAUCUCUGCUGCAGGAAGCUUGGAAGGAGCUGCGAAACUUGGUCUGAACAACUGCGAUAUUGCAAUCAACUGGGCUGGCGGACUUCAUCAUGCCAUGAAAUCACAAGCAUCUGGAUUUUGUUACAUUAAUGAUAUCGUGCUAGGUAUCUUGGAGCUGCUCCGCCACUAUCCGCGUGUUCUUUACAUUGACAUCGAUGUCCAUCACGGAGACGCAGUUGAAACCGCGUUUUUGACGACUGAUCGCGUCAUGACGGCCAGUUUUCACCAAUAUAGUCCCAGUGCUGGCUUUUUCCCUCAGACAGGGUCACUGAGUGAUGUUGGCCGCGGAGAAGGCCGGAACUUUUCAGUCAAUUUCCCUCUUAGUAAAGGCAUUGACGAUGCCUCUUACAAAGGAAUUUUUGAGCCAGUGAUUGAAGAAAUCAUGGCUCGUUUUUGCCCCUCAGUCAUUGUUCUUCAGUGUGGUGCGGACAGCCUCAACCAGGACAAGCUUGGCGGGCUCAAUCUGAGUAUGCGGGGCCAUGCAAACUGCAUUGAGUUUGUAAAACGGCUCUCUGUUCCGACCCUGGUGCUGGGUGGUGGCGGGUACACUAUCCGCAAUGUUGCCCGAACCUGGGCAUACGAAACAGGUGUUCUCGUGGGGACCGACCUUCAACCCUCAGAUCUUCCUGUGAACGAUGAAUAUUACGAAUACUAUGCGCCAGACUAUAAACUCGAUGUCUGUGCAGCAGCAGAUAAGAAGAACCAGAACACUGUUCGGGUUCUUGAACAAACUAAAAUCAGAAUCUUUGAGAACCUUCGAAACAUCGCCGGCCCCCCAUCUGUUCAGAUACAAGACGUCCCUCGGUCAUCGCUUGCUUUUUGGGUAGCUCCAGAGGCGGAGGACGCACGCAAGGACGCGGAUGAGGUUGACUAUCCUGAUGUCCGAUAUACUGUCUAUCGGCUCAAUCGUCAGGUUCAUAGGGGCGAGGAGCUGACUGAUAGCGAUGAUGAAGAUGGCAUCACAUAUGCCAUGUCUAGGCGUAGACAAAAAGACACUCCAACGAAAACUCCCCGUAACUAUCGCGAUGGCAAAGAUGUAGAGCAAGGUACAUAUGGAAGGGUCGCACUCAGGUCAGACACUCAAAGACUUGGAAUACUGGAACAAAUGAUACCAACGUCGGCUCUGCCGCCGAUAGUCCCACACGCGCAAAAGCGCGGCCUAGGGAUCCAGCAGAUGACCCCAGGUAUUGCCAUUGCAAGGACGAAGUUAGACUAG
Pseudogymnoascus destructans is the source of this 1623-nucleotide messenger RNA. Its product is annotated as histone deacetylase. Lineage: Eukaryota; Fungi; Ascomycota; Leotiomycetes; Thelebolales; Thelebolaceae. The record is from RefSeq and is a predicted model, not a curated record. The transcript has 6 exons. The coding region runs from base 1 to 1623 and encodes 540 amino acids. Gene Ontology annotation, molecular function: histone deacetylase activity.